AUGGGUCAAUGGAAAGAUAUCUUUGCUUUUGGCCGACACAGGUCACAACACCACGUGGAGAUCGAAAGACGUAGACUUCUUCCUGCGUAUGUCGCUGACGAGGCACAGCCUUCUGAUUCAUCGAAGGAGAUUGCCAAAGUAGCGCUGCGACUGAAGUAUCAAAUCGAGCAGGUGGUCUCUUGCGAGGUCGACGAAGGUGUUCUCACCGACCCAAACAGUCGAAUCAUCACUCGGGAUGUAAUUGAUACGGCCAAGCGGGCUGGCGGCGAGGAUUUCAAGGCCUGUGUGGUCUACUGUCUUCUGGUUUGCUUACGAUGGUUCAAAAUGCAGGCCAAUGUCGAGCUAUGGGAUGCUGAUCUCCACCAAGGCCGAGCGGUAGCCUGUGAGGUCAUCGCCAAGCGGAUUAUUGAAUCCGAGUCUGACCAGGGCUAUUUACUCAAAAAUAUUCUACUGAAACGGUAUUCGAUCUUUAGCGAAGGAGUUGAGUCUGACCCUGCCAACGUCAUCGAACGUGCCGUGGACCUCCACGCGUUGCGAAUCAUCAGCUCCGCCGGGUAUCAGAAAUGUAUACAGUAUCUGUGGCGUGGCUGGAUUUGCCAAGAGGAAGGCAAUCCGACCAACUUUGUCGAAUACAAGGACAAGUCCAACAAUGACUAUUGGGUUCACUUUCAUCCCGAUCGAAUGAGAACCCCCCUAUACCAGAAUAUCUGCCAGAUAUUAUUUUCACUUUUCUACCUUGCGCUAUACACUGCUGUCAUUAACACUGUCAAUCCUACUGGCGAUCUGGAUACUGUCGAAUGCAUUCUUUAUGGCAUGACGCUAGCAUUCAUCUGCGAUGAGGUGAUCAAGUUCUGGAAGGUCGGGUGGAAUUAUCUGGAAUUCUGGAACGCCUUCAACUCCACUCUUUACGCGCUUCUUGUGAUAUCCUUCAUCUUGCGUUGUGUCGCCUUAGCACAUUCACCAUCAAGCCAUGACGCACAAAGACAAAUGUUCAACGGAUUGAGCUAUAAUUUUCUAGCCUUUGCAGGUCCCAUGUUCUGGAUGCGCAUGAUGCUCUACUUGGAUUCAUUCCGAUUUUUUGGUGCCAUGUUUGUUGUGCUCCGGGUCAUGAUGAAGGAGAGCUUGAUUUUCUUCGCUCUCCUUUUUGUGGUCCUGGCUGGUUUUUUCCAGGCGUUUAUUGGCAUGGCCCAGGUGGACUCUGAUGUUGAUAUUACCAGACCUAUUAUCCAAGGCAUGGCCAACAGUGUUAUGCAGAGUCCUGAAUUCGAAACCUUUCAGGACUUUGCCUUCCCGUUCGGUAUCAUACUGUAUUACGUCUUCAACUUUGUUGUUAUGAUCGUUCUCUUGAAUAUCCUCAUCGCUCUAUAUAACAGUGCGUACGAGGAUAUAUCCGGAAAUGCGACUGACGAAUACAUGGCAAUCUUCGCCCAGAAGACCAUGCAGUUUGUCCGGGCCCCCGACGAGAAUGUCUUCAUUCCACCCUUCAAUUUAAUUGAGAUCGUAUUCCUGGUGAUUCCAUUGGAAUGGUGGCUUUCCCGGAAACAUUACGCUAAAAUCAAUGAUCUUGUCAUGGGCGUCCUCUAUUCACCUCUCUUGGUAGUCACUGCUUGGAUUGAGACGAUCCAAGCGGAGCGAAUCAGGUGGAAUCGUCGCCGCGGAGAAGAAGACGAGGAUGAUGUCCAGGAAUGGGAGAAUGUGGCGGAAGGUGUUGAUUUUGAUGUGGACGAAACUUGGAGAGAAGAGGUGAAGCAGAGCACGCCCGAUAUCAGGGUUGAUAACUGCACUGUAGAGCGCGUCGUGGAGGCGAACCCUCUGGAACCAAAAUUAUAUCGAAGGUGGCUUCUUCUACUUGGGCAUUCCCGCUUAGAUUGUCUUCCUGCGCGGUCUCUUUAUGCGAUUUUAGACUCUCGUUUGCUGGACCCUGAUUGUGGUCGUCCGCUUGCCAAAAUGGCAAAACUCGCAGAUGACCCCCAGAUCCAAUAUGCCUCCCUGCAUAAUCCUCUCCCAUGGCAAUUUCAUACAUAUGUCUGGCCGUUCCUGGUUAUCUGGCCUGCCUUUUUCGCCUUCUACCUCUCCCCUGAGCGUUACGACACCUACAUCCAGGGUCAAGAAUGGACCUUCGUGUGGUCCGGGUCCAUCAUCACGGUCCAGUCGCUGCUGUGGCUAAUGACAAAGUGGAAUAUUAAUAUCAACACACUGUUCACUACUACCCGAGCCAAGUCCAUCGAUUCUGCCCGCCUAAUCAAGGUCAUUCCCAUUACCAACGCCGGCUCUGCCGAGAUCUGCUCGCUUAUCCAUGACAACUCGGGUGGAAAGAAGACGGUCUCCUUCCUGUUCCAGAAACGCCGUUUUUUGUUCUAUCCCGAACGUCAUACCUUUGCCCCAUUGUCCUACGUCCUUGAUGCGGAGCCUAAGCCCGCCCUGAAGUAUUUCCAGCAGAGCAAGGGCUUUACUACCAAGGCUGAGAUCGACCGCGUGCAACACCAUUACGGUGACAACACAUUCGACAUCCCUGUUCCCGGCUUUGUGGAGCUCUUCCAGGAGCAUGCAGUGGCACCGUUCUUCGUCUUCCAGAUAUUCUGUGUUGGACUCUGGAUGCUGGAUGAAUACUGGUACUAUUCUCUAUUUACGCUCUUCAUGCUCGUUGCUUUUGAAAGCACCGUGGUGUGGCAGCGCCAGAGAACAUUGAACGAAUUUCGUGGUAUGAAUAUCAAGCCUUAUGAUGUGUGGGUGUUCCGCGAGAAGAAGUGGCAGGAAAUCACCAGCGACAAGCUUCUCCCGGGUGAUCUUAUGUCGGUGAAUCGCACAAAGGAAGAUGGUGGUGUUGCCUGCGAUAUUCUUCUUGUUGAGGGCAGCGUUAUUGUCAAUGAAGCCAUGUUGUCCGGAGAGAGCACCCCGCUCCUGAAGGACUCGGUUCAGCUUCGCCCUGGAGAUGAAUUGAUUGAGCCAGAGGGCCUGGACAAGAACUCGUUCGUACACGGAGGAACUAAAGUGCUUCAAAUUACGCAUCCCAACGUCAACGGUGAAGAGACCCUCAAGAAUCUCGCAAGCGGUGUUACAAUGCCUCCCGACAACGGCGCUUUGGGUGUCGUUGUGAAGACCGGAUUUGAGACCAGCCAAGGUAGUCUCGUGCGUACUAUGAUUUACUCUACUGAGCGUGUCUCUGCAAACAACGCUGAGGCCUUGUUGUUUAUUCUCUUCCUUCUUAUCUUCGCACUCGCCGCUUCAUGGUAUGUUUGGCAGGAAGGUGUGACUAAGGAUCGCAAGCGGUCCAAGCUGCUUCUGGACUGUGUUCUCAUCAUUACGAGUGUUGUCCCUCCUGAACUUCCUAUGGAACUGAGCUUGGCUGUUAACACUAGUCUCGCUGCGCUGAGCAAAUUUGCCAUCUUCUGCACUGAGCCUUUCCGCAUUCCUUUCGCUGGCCGUGUCGACAUUGCCUGCUUUGACAAGACUGGUACCUUGACUGGCGAGGAUCUCGUGGUUGAUGGUAUUGCUGGUCUCACUCUGGGCCAUUCUGAUGCCAAGGUUGAAGCUGACGGAGCUCACACCGAGCUAUCCAAGGCUUCGACUGUCGACCCCAAUACCACCCUUGUGCUUGCCAGCGCCCAUGCUCUGGUGAAAUUGGACGAGGGUGAGGUUGUUGGAGACCCUAUGGAGAAGGCCACUCUGCAAUGGCUUGGCUGGUCUUUGGGCAAGAACGAUACUCUCAGCUGCAAGGGAUCUGCUCCCGUUGUUUCAUCCCGUCCCGUGGAAUCUGUCCAGAUUAAGCGGCGAUUCCAGUUCUCGUCCGCCCUGAAGCGCCAGAGCACUAUUGCGACCAUCACUACUAAUGAUCCGAAGACUUCAAAGAAGAGCAAGGCUACCUUUGUUGGUGUCAAGGGUGCCCCUGAGACUAUCAGCACCAUGCUUGUCAACACGCCUCCCAACUACGAAGAAACAUUCAAGUAUUUUACCCGCAAUGGUGCUCGUGUCCUUGCUCUAGCUUAUAAAUAUCUCUCGCCGGAAUCCGAACUUUCUCAAGGCCGCGUGAACAACUAUGCUCGCGAGGAGAUUGAGUCCGACCUGAUCUUCGCCGGGUUCCUUGUUCUUCAGUGCCCUUUGAAGGAUGACGCAAUUAAGGCCGUCCGUAUGUUGAAUGAAAGCAGCCACCGUGUCGUUAUGAUCACCGGUGACAACCCGCUCACUGCUGUCCAUGUUGCUCGCCAAGUUGAGAUUGUGGAUCGUGAAGUCGUUAUUCUCGACGCUCCUGAGCAUGACAACUCUGGCACCAGACUUGUGUGGCGUACCAUUGACGAUAAGCUGAACAUUGAUGUUGACCCGACCAAGCCUCUUGAUCCGGAGAUUCUUCAGAACAAGGACAUCUGUAUUACUGGCUAUGCAUUGGCGAAGUUCAAGGACCAGAAGGCACUACCUGAUCUGCUCCGUCACACCUGGGUCUAUGCUCGUGUUUCCCCGAAGCAGAAGGAAGAUAUUCUUCUCGGCCUUAAAGAUGCUGGGUAUACUACUCUGAUGUGCGGUGACGGCACCAACGAUGUUGGUGCUCUGAAGCAGGCCCAUGUUGGUGUUGCUCUCCUGAACGGCUCUCCUGACGAUCUCACCAAGAUUGCUGAACACUAUCGGACCACCAAGAUGAAGGAACUUUACGAGAAGCAGGUUGGUAUGAUGCAAAGAUUCAACCAGCCUGCUCCCCCCGUUCCUGUCCAGAUUGCCCACUUGUAUCCCCCCGGUCCUUCCAACCCCCAUUACCAGAAAGCUAUCGAGCGAGAGGCUCAGAAGAAGGGCGCUGCUGCGGCCACUCCUGGAGAACAGAUUCCCACUAUCACCUCGCCUGGCGCGCAAGCUUUGCAGCAGUCCAACUCCAACCUAACUCCUCAGCAGCAGCGUCAGCAGCAAGCCCAAGUUGCUGCGGCCGGUCUCGCCGACAAACUUACCUCGUCUAUGCUAGAGCAAGAGUUGGAUGACAGCGAGCCGCCCACCAUCAAGCUGGGUGAUGCUUCCGUUGCUGCUCCGUUCACCAGCAAGUUGGCCAACGUUAUUGCUAUUCCGAACAUUCUUCGUCAAGGUCGUUGCACUCUAGUCGCAACAAUCCAGAUGUACAAAAUUCUUGCUUUGAACUGCUUGAUUAGUGCCUACAGUUUGAGUGUCAUCUAUCUUGAUGGCAUCAAGUUCGGUGAUGGUCAGGUUACGAUCAGCGGCAUGUUGAUGAGUGUCUGCUUCCUGUCUAUCUCCCGUGCUAAGUCUGUCGAGGGCCUGUCCAAGGAGCGUCCGCAACCGAACAUCUUCAAUGUCUAUAUCAUUGGAUCCGUUCUUGGCCAGUUCGCCAUUCACAUUGUGACCCUGAUCUAUCUUUCUAACUAUGUGUAUAAGACUGAACCACGAGACAAGGACGUUGAUCUUGAGGGCGAAUUCGAGCCAUCUCUCCUCAACAGUGCUAUCUACCUACUGCAACUGAUCCAGCAGAUCUCGACCUUUUCUAUCAACUACCAGGGCCGUCCGUUCCGUGAAUCUAUCCGCGAGAACAAGGCCAUGUACUGGGGUCUCGUGGCUGCUUCUGGUGUUGCGUUCUCCUGCGCCACCGAGUUUGUUCCCGAGAUCAACGAGAAGCUGCGCCUGGUCCCUUUCACAAAUGAGUUUAAGAUGACCCUGACUCUGCUCAUGAUCUUUGACUAUGGUGGCUGUUGGUUGAUUGAGAAUGUUCUCAAGCACCUGUUCAGCGACUUCCGGCCCAAGGACAUUGCUGUUCGCCGCCCAGAUCAGCUGAAGCGUGAGGCGGAGCGCAAGGCUCAGGAGGAGGCCGAGGCUGAGAGAGAGAAAGAGCAGCAGAGGAAGGUUUAG
Molecule: messenger RNA, 5835 nt
Organism: Penicillium macrosclerotiorum
Lineage: Eukaryota; Fungi; Ascomycota; Eurotiomycetes; Eurotiales; Aspergillaceae
Gene: yvc1
Product: putative potassium ion channel Yvc1
Exons: 9
Coding region: 1-5835 (1944 amino acids)
Biological process (GO): intracellular calcium ion homeostasis
Cellular component (GO): endoplasmic reticulum membrane
Molecular function (GO): P-type ion transporter activity; ATP binding; ATP hydrolysis activity
Source: RefSeq, a predicted model, not a curated record